Messenger RNA from Blastomyces dermatitidis ER-3, 345 nucleotides. RefSeq lists its product as uncharacterized. The coding region runs from base 1 to 345 and encodes 114 amino acids. The transcript is spliced from 2 exons. The record is from RefSeq and is a predicted model, not a curated record. Lineage: Eukaryota; Fungi; Ascomycota; Eurotiomycetes; Onygenales; Ajellomycetaceae.
AUGCACCUUACCAUCGCGCCACUGUGGCGCCAGGGAAUUAUAACCGAACAAACACCCCAGAAGAGCCCCGGCCACGCAUGCGUUUGUGUCAGCAUCUCCUGCCUCAAAGCAAGCAGCAUGUGGUGGUUUGGCGGCUCCGUCGUCGCUUCUGCCUUUGAGCCCGUCGGAGUACAAUCCGAUCGAGACGCGCCUCUAGCUCGACUUGUCACCCACUCAUCGGCCCACCCAAAAGCCUCCUCGAUAAUCUCAUCUACGUUCUACUUCUCCGUGCAGAAUGCCGCGAAUGAGCCCUGUCACGGCACAACAGCUUACGAUGCACCGGGGAUCUGCAUGGGUGAUGCCUGA